Molecule: messenger RNA, 4421 nt
Organism: Cavia porcellus (domestic guinea pig)
Lineage: Eukaryota; Metazoa; Chordata; Mammalia; Rodentia; Caviidae
Gene: Fgf11
Product: fibroblast growth factor 11
Exons: 5
Coding region: 1969-2646 (225 amino acids)
Biological process (GO): regulation of voltage-gated sodium channel activity
Cellular component (GO): nucleus; cytoplasm
Molecular function (GO): sodium channel regulator activity; growth factor activity
Source: RefSeq, a predicted model, not a curated record
GACGUGCGCAGCCCUGAGGAGGACUACUGGCCCCUUACAUGGGAGACGGACUGUGUGCCCUGGACCCAAGUCUUUUGGAAGGCCUCCAGGCAUGUCCUCCCCUUCCCCUGCCGGCGUUGAUAGUCCCAUUCUCCAAAUCUGGCCAGUACCCCUUCUACCCUGGUGCAUCCUCCAGCAACUACCUCUCCCCAGUUCUUUUGAUCUUUUUUCCUUUGGAGCCAGUGGAGAUGGAAGGAAUGUACUUGCUGACUAGAUGGGCAAAGGAGACUAGAGACUGUUCAGUUUGGCACAUAAAAGCAGAGAUAUUAAGGACGCUGGAAUUCGCCCCAGGCUGGCUCUUACCACCCCCAGCCCCCAUCUCUCCAGUUCUGCCCACUUUGAUCAUCCAGUCCUGCCCUUCCUUCCUUCCCAGCCACCCUCUGCUUCCUCCCGCCAUCCACCAUUCCAUCUGAAGUCCAAACUCUUCCCCAGUGAGGGUUCCUUCGCUCUCCUCUUAACCCUGAGAUGUGCGGCCUGACCUCCGUUCCGCCUGCUCCUGGGACAGGCACCCUCCCUGCCUCUAAGGAACCCCAGGAUUCCGCCUGUCCAUCCUAACUCCCCCUUUUCAAGCGUCUCCGCCCCCUGCCCCGCCCCCAGCUCUUCCAGGAGGGUGAGCUGCUGCUGUCGCCGCCGCCACCACCUCAGCUUCCCACAGCCGCCGCCACCGCCGCUGCCGCUGCCGCCGCUGCCACUCUGCCUAGUCCGGCCGCCAGGCCCUGUGCUGACUUCGGGACCCAGAGACACGCCUCACACCGUGGGGGUCCGGGACGCCUAGCCGGGUGCCUGGGGAAGCUCGGCUUGCAGGGGACAGGGAGGGAGGAGCCUGGAACCAGAGCCAACGCCACCCUUCGCCCGGAUCAACAGGACGGGACAGGUUGAGGGGCGUCAGGGAAAGGAAAGGGGGUGCUAUAGGCAGUCGCCGGAGGCUAGGAUGCCCUGUCUCAGGAAGCUCUGAUGCGCUGACUUGUUUGGGGCCUGUUCACAUCAGGGGACUGGUGACAACGUGGGUGCACUCCUCUUUUGGGGGGCUGGUUAGAUUGAAGGGUGUGGGAUCUAUACAGCACUAGCUGUCCCUGAAGAAAUUAGGGGGCAACCAGGAAGAGAAAAACAAUAUAAAAAAGACCCAAACCAAAAACGAAUGCUUUUUAUUUUUAUUUCCUCCAACCACCUGGCGUAUCCACUAGAAAGGGUGGAUUUGGAGGUGACUUAAGAAGAGUGGGGGGUGACCAGUGAGGAAAGGGCCUCAGCAGCUGGAACACUAUGCUACUGUAAAUGAGAGUGAGGGUGAAAAAGGCGUCCAGCUAGAUCUGGGAACCUCUUCUCAUUGAACCUGGACAGCUCUGGUACUGAUACAUGUUUUAGGGGGAUUUCAGUGAAAAGUGGGUGAUCCUCUUCAUUUAGAAGAUAGUAAAGGAAAAACCACCAAGGUUGGGUUCCUCUUUGACAUUGAACAGUAGCCCAGGAGUGGGGUGAACUAAUAUUCCCCAAACAGAGGACCCGCUUUUAAAUUACAAAGGUGGAUUUGGUAAGAGUGUGGGCCCCAAAAUAGGGUGGAAAGAUGUCUGUCCGGGAAUGUUAGAACCACAUCCUAGAGAUUUUGGAGAUCCUGGCUCUGGGAUUAAAAAAGGUAGGGACAGAGACGAGAGAGGAGGGAAGGGGUGGUUUAGUAGGGGACAAAACUCGAGGGUGAGGUCAGCUGAGGAGUACAGGGCUGCUGGAUUCGGUGGAGCUAGUCCAGGGCCCAGAGGUGAGAGCUGGCAGCUUUUGGGGGUACCUGGGGGAGUCUGAGACUUAUCCUCAGGUCCUGUGGGUGGGGCAGUGAGUUAGGGCCCGAACGUCAAGAGCAUGCCUUGGUGAGAGGGCUCCUCUGGAGAAGCCCAGCGCGCCCCAGGCGCCUGCUGGUUUGGGGGUGUCUCCUCCCAGGGCGCCAUGGCGGCGCUGGCCAGUAGCCUUAUCCGGCAGAAGCGGGAGGUCCGCGAGCCCGGGGGCAGCCGACCGGUGUCGGCACAGCGGCGCGUAUGUCCUCGCGGCACCAAGUCCCUUUGCCAGAAGCAGCUCCUCAUUCUGCUCUCCAAGGUGCGACUGUGCGGGGGGCGGCCCGCGCGGCCGGACCGCGGCCUGGAGCCUCAGCUAAAAGGCAUCGUCACCAAACUGUUCUGCCGCCAGGGCUUCUACCUCCAGGCGAAUCCCGACGGAAGCAUCCAGGGCACCCCAGAGGACACAAGCUCCUUCACCCACUUCAACCUGAUCCCUGUGGGGCUCCGUGUGGUCACCAUCCAGAGUGCCAAGCUGGGUCACUACAUGGCAAUGAAUGCUGAGGGGCUGCUCUACUGCUCGCCACAUUUCACAGCCGAAUGUCGCUUUAAGGAGUGUGUUUUUGAGAAUUACUACGUCCUGUAUGCCUCUGCUCUCUACCGCCAGCGUCGUUCUGGCCGGGCCUGGUACCUAGGCCUGGACAAGGAGGGCCAGGUCAUGAAGGGAAACCGAGUCAAGAAGACCAAGGCAGCUGCCCACUUUGUGCCCAAGCUCCUGGAGGUGGCCAUGUACCGGGAACCUUCUCUGCACAGUGUCCCUGAGACCUCUCCUUCCAGUCCGCCUGCUCCCUGACAUAUAGUCCUGGACUCCUAGUGAGCCAGCCACCACCUCGGCCCUUUUUCUAGCCCUGCGCGUGGCCCUGCUCUCACCCUUGCUGCCACACAUGCCUUGAGCAGCUGGGUCACCAGGUGCUCUACCUUGAGGGAGCCUAGGGGCUGGCUGGGACUUCCAGGGCUUCUGGGACUUUUAGACCCUUGGAUCAGAGAGGGGAUCAGAAAGGGUGAUACCUGAAGGUGGUUCUGGCUGAUCACUUCUUUUUUUCCACACACCCCUCCCCAAAGCCUGUCCUGAGAUGGAACUUGGGGUUCCAUAACUGACAGAGGUAGGACAAACACUCUAACCUCCCACCCAGCCACUUUCUGGAGCCCUGUGCCUCUUCUCAUUGUCACUGAGCCAUAGAUUUAUAGGUCCACUGGAGCUCAGGAUCAGUUUUCUUCUUUCCCUGGGCUUCCUUCUGCCUUGGUCUGGUCAGGUUCUGAAACACCAAAAACCCACUGGGGCCACUUCUUUACUAGGGAUCUCUGCUGGACUGAAGGCAUGCUGCCAGGCUGUGUUUUAGAUUCAGUAAGCUUCUGUCCAUGACCCAGGUGGAUCCCUGGCUCCUAAGCAGAGAGAAGCCGGAUAACAGCCCUGUGUGGUGGUCAGCCUGGUCCUGAACCGAGACAAGUCUGACUACCACCAAUUUAACAUUCUUAUCCCAGAGACCCCCAACUCCAAAGCACGGUGUUCUAUAUUGUUAUGGAGCCAUGCUUCCUCCUGAAUCUCAGCCCUAGGACAUAGACCAUGAUCCUCAGCCCUGCUCUGUAGGAUGGAUCUGGGGCCUAUAUAGCCAUAUUAUUGCUCUAGAGUAAGUUCUAGACCCACACUCUCAUUUUCUCUAGUGAUACUUAUGAAGAAUGAGCUCUGGAAAGGAUCUAGUUCUGAUUCACAAAGAACCAAUUAGUUCUAGUUGAAUCAAGAAUUAACUUUCAGUUUUCCUAGGUAGUUUUCUAAAAAUCUUAUUCUUCUGUAGAGAAUGCUAGCCUUAUUUUUAAAUGCAAUUUCUAACUGCUGCAACCUACCUGUGGUCCUGCCGGAAAAAAUCUGGAGGACAGAAAAAUUGUAGCAGGAUCUCUGGCUCAUGGUAGGGAAGCUGGGGUGGGGGAAAGCAUGGCGUGAUGGAACCUGUGUCUGGGUUGGGGGGACAUGACCACUUAGCUACCUCAGCAGGAAUUCCUUCCAGGUCCCCUUUAAAGCUGAGGUCUUUAUGACAAGUGUGACCAGAACAAAAGGGUGAAUAGGACACAUCCCUGAGACUCUCCCCAAAUGAGAAUACCCUAAUUCAGCAAUAAGUCCCACCCCUCACCCUACAGGCCAGGCAGGAGGGUGAGAGCCUCUUGAGCUCAAAACCUCAUACAUCCCCAGAGCUUCUAACUCAACAGAACUUGCUUUACCUUACAGUUUAUAACCUCAGUUGUGUUUUCAGUACCACAAAAGGGCCAGACUAGAUUCUUCUGAAAAAUACAGUAAGACCUCCUAGCAGGCCUGAAAACCACUAGUGAAGCAGAAAGCAGACGAGUCCCCCAGCCCUGGGUGGGGUAGACUGAGGAGGCCCUAAGGGAGAGGCUAGUGCCCAGAGGCAGGUCAUUUUUCCUUAGGCUCUUUUACUUCUGGCUUGUUGCAAAGGGGUAGCUGCGCGCCUCACCUACACAAACCCGCUCAGGCUUCACCUAGUUCCUGGCUCUGCUCCCAGAUGACCGGUUCUCCACUUCAUGCUUUCUCAAUUAAAGACGAUUUGUACAACUGAA